Messenger RNA from Bactrocera neohumeralis, 933 nucleotides. RefSeq names its product protein mono-ADP-ribosyltransferase PARP3-like. The record is from RefSeq and is a predicted model, not a curated record. Gene Ontology annotation, molecular function: NAD+ poly-ADP-ribosyltransferase activity. The coding region runs from base 1 to 933 and encodes 310 amino acids. The transcript has 3 exons. NCBI's taxonomy places the organism in Eukaryota, Metazoa, Arthropoda, Insecta, Diptera, Tephritidae.
AUGUACGCGUACAACCUCGCCACAGGUGACGCCACAGCCGCGCAGAGCGAGGCGCUGAGCAUCCUCUCUGUGCACCCCACGCUGGACGUGGCGCUGCUGUCCCUGCGCCAGUGGCCACCAGCUUCCCUGGUGCAGACAUACCCUUUGACGACCACACGCCAAACCAUUGACAGGGGGAAAAAAGUCCAGCAGGAAAAGCACAUCGCUAUGCCGCCAAAGAAAGCCGCACACCAAAGAAGGCAGCCUCCAAAGAAGGCCGUUCCCAAGACUGCUUCAAAGCGUGGACGCGCCGAGCCUUCCGCAUCCGCUCCGGCCAAGGCCGCCAAGGCCGUCGCUGCCUCGACAACAGCCUCGUGCACUGUCCGUCCGCCGUUCUAUAUUAUCCAACUUAUCGAGGGUGUUGGCGGGCGCUUUGCAUACUUCACGCGGUGGGGGCGCGUUGGUGAGGUUGGCCAGCAAGCACUCGUUGAAGGCACUCGAGUGGUGGCGGAGCAGGCGUUUGAGAGGAAGUUCAAGGACAAGACGAAGAAUGACUGGAAGACUGUCAGGGACAACCACGCCGCCUUUGAAAAGGCAAGCGGCAAGUACGACCUCGUGGAGACGGACAACACAAACAGCGACGGGGCUGCCGCGGCGGUGGCGACCUCAGCCACCGAAGCCAGUGGCGGCGAACCCAGCAAACUGCCACCGCAACUGCAGUCCAUCCUCAAAGUCAUUUUCAACAAGGAUAUGUUCAAGGCAAAGAUGAAGGAGCAGAACAUCGACGCGAAUCGCAUGCCUCUUGGCAAACUCACCAAGUCACAGGUGGAGAGAGGUUACGAAGCCCUAGAGGCGAUUGAGACGGUGAUCAACAAGCGCACCCGCAGCGCUAAGGAUACUGCUGAGCUGGAGACGCUCUCACCUCUCCCGCUUCUACACCAUCAUUCCGCAUGA